Molecule: messenger RNA, 5204 nt
Organism: Phacochoerus africanus (Common warthog)
Lineage: Eukaryota; Metazoa; Chordata; Mammalia; Artiodactyla; Suidae
Gene: MROH2A
Product: maestro heat like repeat family member 2A
Exons: 42
Coding region: 1-5100 (1699 amino acids)
Cellular component (GO): cytoplasm
Source: RefSeq, a predicted model, not a curated record
AUGCGUAUCAAGCAGAGAACAGAGCUUUUUCUUGUGGUGUGUUUUUGUUCCAUCCAGGAAAGGAUCCUGAGAAAAGAGUUUGAGGAAGAGAUGGCAGAAGCAGCCAUAGAAUCAAGUGAGGAUCCAUCAGAGGAAACAGAGGAACUAGAACCUCUGGAACCAGAAGACAAUGGUACCUUUCAACAGGUCUCAAACCUCCUCAACAUCAUGGAUGGCGAAUCAGUGAAGACAGACCCUGCUGGGGCGGGACUUGACAUGCGGAAGAUGCUGGCCUCGGUGAUCAUCACGGAGAAGGCCACCACCGAGCCCUCCGUGGUGAUGAAUGCUCUUAUCCGCUGCCUGCAGGUGCCCGAGAUUUCUACUCAGCGCAAAAUCAACAUUUAUAGCAUCCUGCAGGAGAUCAUCCAGCAGGAGGGGGAGCUGGAGGAGCGCUGCGUCCAGAGGCUGGUGGCCAUCGCUUCCAGGGAGAUGAGGGACAUCCUGGAGAUGGAGGGCUACCUGAGGGCAGAGGUGGCCAGUGACACCCUGGUGGCCCUGUCCCGGAACCACUUCAGCCUGGUCAUGUAUGAGCUGCAGCACCACCUCAAGCCCCUCAGCCUCACGGACGAAUUUGUCAUCCUCACCCUGGCAAAGCUGGCCAAUGGCAACGUGUUUGAGUUCAUGCCCUACAUGGGCAUCACGCUGGCCACCGUGUUCACGAUGCUGAGGCUCGCCAACGAAGCCAAGAUGCGUCAGGCGAUCUGCAGUGCCAUGGAGACCUUCUGCGAGACGGUGCAGUUUUACCUGCGGCACCUGGAGGACAGUGUGUACCCCGUGAUGACCGAGGAGCAGUUUGCCAUGAAGCUGUUCCCCAUGUAUCGCUAUUUCGUGACCGUGUGGCUGAGGAACCACAACCUCGAGGUGAAGCUGGGGGUCAUCAAGUCCCUGAAGCCCAUGCUGAGCCUCCUCCUGCCCAACGAUGACCUGCGGGAGCAGGUGUACGACUACAUCCCCCUGCUGCUGGGGGAGUACCAGGGCAGCCUGGAGGCGCUCUUCAUCACACAGGUCUUGAGGCAGAUCCUGGAAAUGUCGGUCACCACCAACACCCCUAUCCCCCCAAUGCAGCUACACACCAUCUUCACGGAGCUGCACGUCCAGGUGUGCUCCAGGGCCCCCACCCAGCAGCAGUACAGCAGCCAGAACCUGACGGAGAUCGUACACUGCUUCAUAGCCCUUGCCCGCUCCUACCCCAAGGAGCUGAUGAAGUUCUUCCUCAGCCAAAUGGAGAUGAGCAAGGAGGCCAUCCGCGUGGGGACCCUGAACCUGAUUAGGGCGGUGGUGAGCGCAGAUGAGCCCAGAAUGAGUAUCAGGACCAUCUACCUGGCCACCCGGGUGGUCAAGAACACCCUCUCUGAUACCCGCUCCAAGGUGAGAAUGGCUAUCCUCCGAAUCAUCAGUCAGUUGGCCCUGUCUGGCUUCCAGGACAGGAUCAAAGGCUGGGGCCUGAAGUAUGUGUCCGUGCAGCUGACCUUAUCCACCUACAAACUGACAAAUCACCGGGAAAGCUGUUACCAGAGGGACCUGGAGGAGAAGAUGGUCCACAAGGUCACCAUGGACACUGUGAGGGUCAUAACCUCCUCUGUCAGUGGGAUGACCAAUGAGUUCUGGGUGAGGCUCCUGUGCUACAUCAUGGAGACAGACUACACAGAGGCCUUGACCCCCAUCUGCAUCAGCCUCACAAACCUGGCAGAACGCCAGCUUCACACCAAGGACGUGGAGGCCAAUGCGACCGGCAAGGGCAGGCAUGUGGACCUGCCUGCACCGCAGAAGCUGCUGGCCCGUCUCCUGGUGCUCAUGUCCUCCCCAUACAAGGGGGAGGGUCGCGGGAUUGCCAUGCUCAACCUUCUGAGGACCCUGAGCCAGAGCAUCGCACCCUCCAUGGCUGAUAUGUGGGAGCUGGAGAUCCCGCUGCUGGUCAAGUACCUGGAAGAACAUACUGAGUUUACUUGGAAUCAGAAGACUUGGGAGGAUAAGCUGAUUCAGUUUCUGAGAAACUCCCUCAAGAAGACCCGGGGUUCCAACUGGAGCCUGCGUCUGAGCAAAGAGCUAAACAACCAGAUUGAGAGCUUCGACAGCCCCUCCCUGGAGAAGGGCUUCCUGUACCGGGCCUUGGGCCUCACCUUGGCCAUGGGCCUGGAGGCUGACAAGGUGGAGGUGCUGCUGCUGGAGCUGCUGUACAGGACAGACUACAGCAAUGACUUCGACCGUGAGGGCGUGAUUCUGUGCUUCGGCCUGUGCGCCCGGGGCCAGGUGAAGACGGUGCUAAAUGUGCUGCACGACUUUGAGGAGAGGAUCCAGGAGUCGGAGCAGUCCUGGCAGAUCGGCGCCUGGCGGAAGGACCAUCCCUGGAGGCGGGAGACAGUGAAGGGCGCCCUCAUGGUGAUGUACAGCUGCGUGGCCUCCUACUGCCACCCGCAGAUGCUCCUCUCCCACGUGGACAACCCCAUCACCACCAAGAUCAUUCACCACUACUCCAGCAGCUGCCAGGACGUCUGCCUCAAGAUAGCCUUCAUGAAGAGUGUGGUGCAGGUCACUGGUGCUGUCAGAAACAUCAAGGACCUGGAGGACUUUCCAUUUGCCCACAAGGCCACUCUCACUGGCAUUAUAAUGGCAAUCAUCAAGGCAGAACCGCCCGACAGCCUGGUUUCUCCCGUGCGGACAAUGGCCAUGGAUGCUCUUUUGUACCUGAGCAAACUGAGGCCUUACUACUCCACAGAGGAAAAUAGUGAACUGAUGGAUAUCGGUAUACAUUCUGUAAUUUCUCUCCAACCUCCAGGAGAGAACAAUGAGUCCAUUAAGACCCUGUAUGUGAACGCCUUGCAUGCCCUGGAGCAGCUGAUGGAGGGGCUCAUGCAGAGGCAGCUGGACCCCAAGGGCCUGCAGGAGAUGGUGCAUCUCCUGGAAAAGUGGAUCUUGUCCGAGAGAGAAUGGGAGCGGGAGAAAGCGAUGAACCUUCAUCUCCACCUCAUGCAGAUCUAUGUCCAAAGCGUCGGUGUCUGCAUCCCCCUGAAGCUGGGGCAGUUUGGCUCCCUGGUUGGACUCAUCGCCCCAUGCACCUGUGACUCCCACAGAAGAACCCGCCUGGCCUCCAUGGAUGUCCUGUCCAGCCUGCUGGAUCUUCAUGCAAGCCAGACCUGCUCCUCCUGGGGUGCUUCCAAGGAGCUGGAGCUGGAGAAAUGUAAGGAGGACCUGCAGGGCUCGGACAUGGAGAAGUUGGUCAGUGCAUCCUCCAGAAUCGCCAAGGUGGCCUGCUUGCAGUUUAAUUGCGAUGAGGUGGUCUCGAUUAUCCAGAAGCUCUGUGAGAACAUCGGGGCCAUGGACCUCCAGCAUGACAAGGCCUCCGUCACCUGGGUCAGCGUCUUCCUCCAGAUGCGGGUCAAGGAGCUGGAGGACAAGGUGGCCGAGAUCCUGGGCGCCAUCCUGGUCCACCUGCCGGUGGCGGACCAGCCAGAGGUGCGGCGCCUCCUCAUCGAGGGCAUCCUGCUGCUGGCGCAUUACCACCAGGAGACCGUGCUCACAUCGCUCCUGCGGCAGCCGCUGCCCAUGGAGAGCCACCUGACGGAGGUGUGGCUGGCUGUGGCGGAGAACGUGCCUUUUGCCCGGACGAUGCUGCAUGGGCUGAUGGGCCGGCUGCAGUCGAGGUUCACGCCCAGGGUCAAUGCCACUUCCAAGGCUGACAUCUGGCGCCUGGCCGCGGUGGACCCUCUGAUGACGCUCUGCACCAUCCACCUUCUCAUUGAAAAGAUGGACGACGAGCUCCCGGACCUUUUCCCGGAGCUCAUCUACACCCUCCUGCUGCAGCUCAGCAGCAGCCAGGGGCCAGAGGCUGUGUCGCCCGUCCUGAAGACAUGGAGACUCGUCCACAAGGGGACCCUCCCCGAGGAGAUCAACCCUCAAAGGGUGGCAAUCAAAUCCAUGCAGCUCUUGUUCAGGAGACUCAGAGGCGACCCGCUGCUUUACAUCCUGGAAGAGCAGGAUGUGUGGACGCUCCUGGAAAGCAGCUCAACGUUCCUGCAAGGAGUCAGCUUGCUGGCCAGGCUGUGCCUGCGGCACGCCGAGGGCUACCAGCAGAGGCUGUCGGAGCUGGUGCUCAGGGGCAUGGCCUCGGAGGUCCUGAGCUGCCGCAUCAGCAGCACAGCGGUCUGUGUGGAGUUCAUGAGAGACCCGAUCCUCUACCGGGAGAAGCUGCUGAAGCCGGCGGUGCUGAUGCUGGAGAAGGGUGUGGACCAGGAGGACGAGGCCCUGCGGGUGCUCUCUCUGCGCGCCCUCGGGAACAUGGCCCUCGGUGCCCCCAGGAAGGUGAGGCAGUACCGGAAGCUCUUACUGGAGAAGUGCCUGUGCUCCCUGAGAGGGCCGGUGAGCCCCAGCGUGACCUCCGAGGGCAUGGAGGCCCUGGCCAAGGUCCUGGCGGAACUGCGGGAGGGGGACGUGGGGUCUGCCUUCGACGCCAUCUCUGAGCGGUGCAGAACCUUCUUUGACAAUGAGAGCGAGCUGCUGCGUUUAAAAGCCUUCAUCCUCUUCGGGAAGCUGGCAAAAGUGGUGGGGAUUUCCAAGAAGCAUUUCUUCAAAGAGGAAGUGAAGAAAGCCUGGGUGCCCCUCAUGCUGCACUGCCAGGACCCCUGCUCUGACGCAGCCCAGGCCUGUGUGACUACCAUGUUUCAGUGUGUGCAGUUCUGGGGCUGGAAGGCCCUGGAGGGCUCCUUGGACCAAAGCAACGCCAUUGAAGCCAAGGAGAUGACCGUUUUCCAGAUAACGCUGUGCUCCAUGCUGGCUCAGAAAAAGCCUGCCGUUCUCUACCGCUUCCUGCUAGAAACAAUGACAUAUGUUCGAAGUAACUUGUCAAGAAUCAGAAUCGCUGCAUGUAACCUGGCAGGGAUCAUUAUGAAUCAUAUGACUGCACAUUACCUGAAAAAGCUGGACUUCCCAUCGUUACGGAAUUCUCUCCAGGAGCUACAGCUGGACUCGGAUCCUGGGGUCUGGAAGGCGGCCCUGGAGACUCUCAAAAUCUUAGAUACCUGUAGUCAGCAUCGGCUUUUGGCUUCACCCAAAGGAACUUCCUAGGUGAUCCCCAUGCAAGAUGUGCCUGCCUUGCCCCGGAGGGCCAAACCCCACUGCAGUGAGGCGAACCGCUCUUAGUGUACAAGAAAAGCAUUGUUCUCAAAUAA